GUUUUUAUUGUAUAAUUAUAGUGUCUUAUUUAUAAUAUACUCACUCACAUUAUUUCCUCUUUUAAUUAAAUCAAGAAACUCGUUUCGAACUAACGAACAAUGUUUACAUUAUUCUAUAAAUGACAUUUUUACAGAAACAUGUCCCAUGUACCCUCAAGAAACUGAAAGUGAUUUUUCUGUUGCUUUAUUCCCUAAUCCCGAUGUGAUUUCUAAACUUAAUAAUCCAGAUGCUCCAGAAAGGAAUCACGAUGAAUCUAACAAUAAUGGAAAGAUGAUUAAUGUUCUGGAAACGAAUACAUUAAAAGAUAUAGAACAUACGUUUAAACCAGUACAUCCUAAUUCAGUAAAAUUAGAUGAUCAUCAGUUUACUAAAACAAUACAGGGGCAAUCAAGCUCUCAGAAAGGAAAAGAAGAAACAGAGAAACAUAAACCACUAAUGUCAUUUGAAGAAUGGCAAAAAAAGAUUAUGCAAAUAGAAAAUGACAAGGAUCGUCGGCAUAAACGAAAAACGUUAGUAGAAAAAGAAGAAGGAGAGACAGUAAGUGAUAAUAAGCGACAGCACACAGUGGAUAGUAUUGAUGGCGGAUUUUCAGACGAUUUUGGUUCGAUGUUUGAAGAUUUUAUGGGAGGCGUAGGUGGAAAGGAAAAGAGACCUAACGUGUAUGAUGAAGAAGAAUACAUUUCACCGAGCCAUCCAGGAUCAGUUCUUAAUAAUAAAGGCGAUAAGAUGAAUAAAAAGAACAGCAAUACAAAGAAACAACAGUUUGCAUCUGCUCGUAUGAAAUCACUAAAGGAAAGAUUUAAUUAUGCAUCCACAGACUGUGCAGCUACUGUAAGGAAGGCUAAUAAAGAAGCAAAAGGAGCUCAGUCUAUCUUGUAUGAAUCAAAGGAUCAAUAUUUAUUAAAUAAAUGUUCGGCUAAUAAAUUUGUCAUUAUUAACUUGUGUGAACAAAUUGUGAUUGAUACUUUAGUAAUGGCAAACUUUGAAUUCUUCUCAAGUACCUUUAAGGAUUUUCGAGUUUAUGCCUCAUCUACCUAUCCUUCAAAUGAUUGGCGUUUAUUAGGUCAAUGGCAAGCGAGAAAUACAAGAGACCUUCAGGUGUUUAGGAUCCCUGAAAGCGGUUUUGUGGAAUAUAUCAAGAUAGAAUUCCUUACUCAUUAUGGUAAUGAGUAUUAUUGCCCUUUAAGUUUAGUAAGAGUCCAUGGUAUGUCAAUGAUGGAAUAUUAUACAAUGGUUGAAAGUCAAGAUCGAGAUCCAGUAUUAGAAAGUGAACAUUUAUGGCCAGCUGAUGUACGUGAACAGAUUAUUCAACCUCAGUUCGAUAUUACAAACACAUCUGAAUCAUUUCCUGUAAAGAUUGACAAUGAAGAAGAAGAAAAACUCAUUAUUCCUCCUACAGAUAUAGAUAUGAUUGAACCUUCUGAGUCUGAGUCUGUACUAAAUACUGGGGCUGGGGGAGUAAAUGAAAUAUAUCCUGAAUUAAUAGAGAAUGAUGCACCCUCUACACACACAGUAAUGAAUGAAAAUAUAUCAACAGGGUUGGACAGAAAAAUCGAUACUGAAGCUACUCCACAUGAUAGUAAGAGGAUGACUGCAACUACAAUACAGCAGAAUUACGAUAAAGACACUCAACAGGAACUGGUUUCAUCUCACACUCCAUCUCCUUCUAAAGCAAAAAACGAUCUUAACCAUCACCAUGAAGAACAUGGAAAGAGCUCUGAGAAAUUAGUAUCAUCAUCACAAAACACUAGCAUGUCUUUUACUUCAUCUAUAGCAACUCCUUCUGUUAUAAAUAAUGAAUUUGAUCCAUCUAUCAUGUCAAAACAACAUAAACACAAUUCUUCAUCAUCGUCAACAGCAAUCGUGUUACCGUCUUCAUCAUUGACACCACUGCCUUCAACACAACCUUCUCCUCAGUUACCAAAAAUUGUUAUACCUAAUAAUCAUCAAAAGGAAGGCAAUACUCAAGAAUCUAUUUACAAGACAAUUAUGAAAAGAUUGAGUAUAUUAGAGAUCAACAUGACAUUAUCUCAACGAUUUUUAGAUGAUCAAAAUAAAAACCUGAAUGAUGUAUUUAUAGAUAUGGAGAAGAAGCAUCAAGAGCAGUUAAUUAUGCUCAUUGGGCAUUUGAAUGAGACUGCCAGUUAUAAAAUCGAUAGUAUGAAACGUCGUUAUGAACAAUGGUAUGAAGAUUUGAAGGAGCAGACUGAGAAUGAUAUGAGAGAAAUGUCAACUAAAAUAGCUAUUCUAGCAGAUCAAUUAUCAUUCGAAAGAAGAGUCUCAGUUACACAACUUGUAAUUAUGAUAGCACUCUUUGUUUUUAUAGCAUUAUCAAGAGGCACAUUUAAUACGCUUUCCCCAGUUAUGGCUGCACAAUAUGAGGAGAGAAAAAGAAGAGAAUCUGUUGAUCAAUUAUCAAAAGAAACUGUCGAUAGUAAUAAUACGUCAUCGAAUAGCAAUCAAGUAUCCCUUGAUGCUCUCGUUCCUUCAGCCAUAAUAAACGAUACAUCUACACUAACAUAUCAUACAGUAACAGAUGAAACUAAACCCCUCUUAUUAACACAAAAACUGAAUGAAUUACCUAAAAGACCCAUUAAUCCUAGACGAUACAGUGAUAAUAUGUCUUAUGUUAUGAAACAAAAUGAUUUACGCAUACCUACUAUAAAUAGAAAACCUAUUCUCACAUCUACUCAUCGCAGUGAACAUGAUAUAAUCUCCAAACAAAUAAACUUGGACUCAUUGGGUAUAGUAGAAUUUCAGAAUACCAACACCUUACCUCAAAGGAAGCUUGGAAAUACUUUAUCAGAACAACGACAACAAGAAGAAGUAAAUACACAACCCGUAUCGAUGCUAACCAGUAAUUCAAGUCUACAAAGUUUACAACAAAGAGAUGAAAAUACAUUAUUUGCUCAAAAUCUUAAAAGGCCCACCGCAAGUCCACCUUCUGAUUAAAUAAAAUAAUAAUAAUAAUAAAAUACCGUAUUU
Messenger RNA from Cokeromyces recurvatus, 2986 nucleotides. Its product is annotated as UNC-like C-terminal-domain-containing protein. The coding region runs from base 146 to 2953 and encodes 935 amino acids. Gene Ontology annotation, cellular component: cytoplasm; membrane. The record is from RefSeq and is a predicted model, not a curated record. Gene Ontology annotation, biological process: protein folding in endoplasmic reticulum. Lineage: Eukaryota; Fungi; Mucoromycota; Mucoromycetes; Mucorales; Mucoraceae. The transcript is spliced from 3 exons.